GGCUCCAACAAGACAUGAACAGUGUAUUAACAAGACUAAACACACUCGAAACACUGUCCAUUGUGCAACAACAGGUUCGGGACCGUGAUGACAACACGAGUAGAAAACCAAACCAGACCUCUUCUUGGUGGCCAUUCCCCAAUUUUUCUGGCAGAACAGUAAUGUUUCUACUGGUCUGGCCAAUUAUAGUACACUGGGUGAUUAGGUUUUUAUCUGGCAGAAGAAGAAGGCCAACACGGUGAAGCAUUAAAAACGCUUGAGAUACAAGGAAAACCUAAGCUUAAUACAUGGAGUCAGUGAAUUCUUUUACCACCAUGAAGUGAAGUAGAUUUCAGACUUAAUUCCUAAUGUGGGUUGAUACCAUGUUUGUGCAAUAGAUGUAUAAAAUCACAACCAUUGUUAAUGGAUGUCUAAUAAGUUAUCCAUCAUCUGUGAAGCCUGAAGUGAUCAUGAUACUGAAAUGAAUUAUAAAAGCCAUAUGCCUUUAUCUGUUGUAUGAUAUGGCAUCCAGUAGGAAUGUAGGAAUGUGCAAGAUGACAACACAUAAUCAUAUUGCUGUCUCUGCCAAUGGAGGUGGUUUGUUCGUUUUAUCAGUGUUGGUUUGAUUGUAGGCAAGAGGCCUCGAAAAGAUUUUCAGAAAUUUUAAUGCAAUUCAAAUGAUGGACAGUUAUUCAGGUAGGAAAGAAGUUUGGACAGUUUUAAUCUGGGUUUUAUAAUAUGUAUAAAACAAUUUUAACUGACUUUAAAUCAUUGUGAUACACUGAUAAAAAAAAUGUUAGUGACAACUGCACUGAAAAUAUACCUAAAUGCUAAAAUGCAAAAAAUCAGAAGUAAACGUAUGGCUCAGUCUUGCCAUUCAAAAUGGAUGUCACAAAAUUUGUCAGUGAAACUAUAUUGAACACUUCCACAAAACACAUUGUAUUUCAUAGAUUUCUUGUCAUGAAAUAUAUUUUUUCAUUUAGUCUGUAACAGUAUUGUGAGUAUGCAUAUUAAAUAAUUAAAAAUGAAUCACUCAAGCUGUAAUUAUUUUGUACUUAUGUUCAAAGUUUCUAGUCAUAAGGCAGAAAAUCUAAAAAGAACUGAACCUUGCCUUAUACUGAAUAGGUCACUUCUUCAACAUCAAUUUAAGUAAGUUUUUAUCUUAUUUUGUGAAGUAUUUUUGUGUGGACAAUACUUGAUGGAAGUAUAUUUUAAUAUUUCAAAUGUGAAUAUUGUGAAAAAAAAAGGUAAGUUUACAACCAAGAACACAUAAGUCCAUUUCAUGAGGAAAAUCAGUCUUGCAUUUCAAAUUAAUUAUUAAAGUGUUUUGGAUAACUGGACCAUUUUGAACACGCAUGUAAAGUUACUUUCAUAGCAAAGUUUAAAAGAUAAAAUAAAAGUCAACACAAGAA
This is a messenger RNA of Lingula anatina, 1391 nucleotides long. RefSeq names its product acyl-CoA-binding domain-containing protein 5. NCBI's taxonomy places the organism in Eukaryota, Metazoa, Brachiopoda, Lingulata, Lingulida, Lingulidae. Gene Ontology annotation, cellular component: cytoplasm. Gene Ontology annotation, biological process: pexophagy; fatty acid metabolic process. Gene Ontology annotation, molecular function: fatty-acyl-CoA binding. The record is from RefSeq and is a predicted model, not a curated record.